GACUGAGUUAAAUGAAUUUGGGGGCAUGGGCUUGAUUUGAUUCAGGGCUCAGCUCUGAAAAGCUUGAAGGAUUAACAGGGUGUUUGUGAUAACAUGCAGAGGUCUUUCUCCUUACUACUGAACAGCCAGGACCCCUCUAGGGAACAGAAGUUACUAGUUCAACCAAAGCAGAGCAUGUAGAAGGGUUGAGUCUUUUAUCUGAGAAUUCAUCCACUGGGCAAGUGUGAUCACUCUCCAGAAUCUCAGUUUGGGGAGGUAUUGGCCAACCAAAAUGGGAACGGCCUAUAUAGGCAGAGAAAAAUAUUGUGAUGCACCUUACGAUUCUGUCUCAGGUGGCAUCCCUACUACGGUAGUUCCUCUGGCACCAGGACAAAGGGCUACUCUCAAGUGAAUGCAUCCACAACAGUUGUGCUUACUUGAGUAGGGGUUCAAGUUUCUAAGCAAUUAUAGCUUCCGUUCUGGGUGAUUCUCUUUCAAUGAGUCUUCCUGGCUCAACAGCAGACCUGGUGGGAAAGGAGAACUGGGGGUGGGAGUGUUGAAUGCAAAGGCACAAGCUCUCCCCCCCCAAAAAAGUCUUUGGGCUGGGGCUGGGUAACCCCAACCUUGAGGGGGCGGAAGAGGCUGAGCCCUUACUCCCCUGCCCAUCACCUACAUCCUCCUCUCUCUUACCUUCCAAUGUUGGGCACAACUUGACACCUCUGGCUGUCUGUAAUAAUAAUACCUUUAUUGUCAAUGUACAACCUGUGUACAAUGAAAUUAAACAAAACAGGGAGGUAUCUGAAGAAGUGUGCAUGCACACGAAAGCUCAUACCAAAAUAAAAACUUAGUUGGUCUUUAAGGUGCUACUGAAGGAAUUUUUUUAUUUUACUUCGAUCCAGACCAACACGGCUACCUACCUGUAACCAGGGAGGUAAGAUGGUAGAGUAGCAGCCACAGGAACAUUACUAUUUCCUCUUCCUCAGACCAUUCAGUCCUUCAUGCUUCCUCCAAGUUCUUUGUCUUCCUUCUUUCACACUCUGUCCUCUUUAACACCUGGUUGUUCACAUCCUCCUUUUACUUCCAUUUCCACCCCUCCAUUUUACAGCCUCAGCUCAUUUAUUGGUUGAUAAGGGCUGUUUUUACAGACAUCUCAGCGAAGGCAACAGAUCCAGCAGCAAUGGCUAACAGAACCAUAGUGUUCCUUCCCCCAAAUUGUGACAACAUAAACCAGGCAGGCCAGGGGGCCCCAAAUACUGUUCUCCAACUACCAGAGACAGUUCUCUAUGGAGGUCAGCAGCUCGGAGGCCCUGAUAACCAGCCUCAGCAGAACGGGCAGGUGGGAGCCAUGGAGAAACUCCGCUAUGUAGAGACCAAAACUCUGGGGGUUAUCCAGAUCAUGAUUGGAUUGGUACACAUUGGCUUUGGGGCUGUCUCCCUUGUUCUUAUAAGUUACUACCAGUAUAUGAUUUUUGCUGCUUUUGGAGGUUAUCCAUUCUGGGCUGGACUUUUUUUCAUUAUUUCUGGAUCCCUGGCUGUGUCAGUUGAGAAAUAUCUUAAUACAAGCAUGGUGAAAUGCUGUGUGGGAAUGAACAUCACCAGUUCUAUAAUGGCAUUAAUUGGCAUCGUGCUCUAUUUGAUGGAGCUGUGUCUAAAUGCUGUUCAGACAAAACGUAAUUAUCCUAAUCAGGACAAUUCUCAUAAGUUAAGCUACCAAAUAGGCACUGGUCUCGGAGUCCUCCUCUUCCUGUUCACCUCCCUGGAGUUCUGCAUUGCAGUUUUCACAGCACAUUUUGGGUGCCUGGCCGUCUGCUGUAACAAUGAGAGGGCCAUUACUUUCAUGCAGUACACCACCUUUCGAGGUGGUGUGAAUCCUGGUGAAGACAACCCUGCUCCUCCAGCCUCCAGUGCUGCACUUUCUUCCAAGGAAGAGGCUUACUGAAGAACCCAAGAGAAAAGCGAUCAAAGAUAUCACUUCCAAGAAUCCAGGAAGUGAAAUAUUAUUGAUGUAUUAACUUUUUUUGGAAAAUAUAUCUAUCACUCGGGCUAUGUGCUGUCACUGCAAUUUUUAGUAGAUUGCCCAAUUUGAUUAAUAGUCUAAAAUGUUAAGGUAUGGAAUUACCACAGAUGUUGGAGUGGGGGCAUAGCUGCCAAGUUUUCCCUUUUCUCGCGAGGAAGCCUAUUCAGCAUAAGGGAAUUUCCCUUAAAAAAAGGGAGAACUUGGCAGCUAUGAGUGGGGGUUGC
Molecule: messenger RNA, 2220 nt
Organism: Zootoca vivipara (common lizard)
Lineage: Eukaryota; Metazoa; Chordata; Lepidosauria; Squamata; Lacertidae
Product: membrane-spanning 4-domains subfamily A member 12-like
Biological process (GO): cell surface receptor signaling pathway
Cellular component (GO): plasma membrane
Source: RefSeq, a predicted model, not a curated record